Messenger RNA from Ostrea edulis (European flat oyster), 1290 nucleotides. RefSeq lists its product as uncharacterized. The coding region runs from base 78 to 1283 and encodes 401 amino acids. The record is from RefSeq and is a predicted model, not a curated record. The transcript is spliced from 12 exons. Lineage: Eukaryota; Metazoa; Mollusca; Bivalvia; Ostreida; Ostreidae.
UACUGAACCGGAAAUUUCUCACCACGUGUACAAACUGUUUACCUUUUUGUGCAAGAUAUCGCGUUUGUGUUUGCACCAUGAGAAAACGAACGAUCGCGAAACCUAAAGCAGUUUCUGACCAUGGGAGUGGAUCAGUUCAAAAAGAGGAGUAUUCGGUUAAGUCUAGAGGUGAGCAGUCAUCUGACAGUGGAGGCGGAGUGACCUUCGGUAAACGUCUUCUGAAAGCUGUACAAAUUCUGAUCAUCAUUACACUGGUUCCACCAUUCCUGAACUAUGCAGCAUUACAGAAAGAGGCCUCAGAACUCAAACCUAGUCAUGGACAACUAUAUGAUGUUGCAUGGGGACAAAAAUUAUUGAAAAUGUGCCAUGGAAAAGGCCCUCCCACAGUUAUAUUGGAUGCCCCCACUGGUAUGACCUCAGAUGUCUGGGAGUUAGUUUGGCCAAGCAUAGCAAAAGUCUCUAGGGUCUGUGUGUAUGACAGAGCAGGGCUUGGUUUCAGCGACCGCCCAGUGAAGAACUACUCUCACACAGAUGGGGAAGAUGCCAAGAGUAACAUCAGGAACAAGUGGCAGCCAUUCACAGUCGAGAGAAUGGCAGAUGACUUGAACAAAUUGAUAACGACAAGCAGUCAAGAACCUCAACCCAUUAUAUUAGUGGGAGCAGAGUUAGGGGCCCUGGUCGCACAAUUUUACACUCAAAUGUUUGAAAACCAGGUUGCGGGGAUGUUGCUGAUUAACCCUUUGUCGGAUGAUCUGUUUGAACAAGACUCAGGUUCAUGGGAAGCGCAUUGGUUCAGAAAUUUGAUUCCAAAUUUCCAGAGCUUACAGCUUGGUGCAGCGCUUGGUUUGGUUCGAUUGGCAUUACUUGUAGGACUGAUGAAUCAGCCUCUGACAGGCACUAAUCUACCCGAGGACGUUACCAACAGACAGAAAUACCUACUUUGUCAUCCCAAACACCUCAGUUCCGUGGUUGAUGAGUACCAUUUCAUUAAUGAAUCAUUUUCACAAAUCAGGACGAUGAGGAUGUUAAAAGCAGUUCCCAGCAAUGUGUCUGUCACAGUACUAAGUGGAAAUUACUACGAUGAAUUAAUGCCUGGCCAUUUAAACAAGGCAUGGGCCAAGUCAGAGCAGAAUUUACUGACGAAACAUUAUCCUAGGGCGAAACACAUUGUUAUAAACAGUUCAGACAGACAUAUGUUAUAUAGAAAUCCAGAUGCUAUUUCAGAGCAGGUGAUAAAAAUGAUCAAACAAGUUAGAAACAAAUUAAGAAUAAAAAGUAGUUAGCUUGCAA